Diabrotica virgifera virgifera (western corn rootworm) is the source of this 1876-nucleotide messenger RNA. RefSeq lists its product as uncharacterized. Gene Ontology annotation, biological process: positive regulation of synaptic transmission, glutamatergic; postsynaptic neurotransmitter receptor diffusion trapping; regulation of AMPA receptor activity. The transcript is spliced from 3 exons. Bases 1 to 837 code for a protein of 278 amino acids. The record is from RefSeq and is a predicted model, not a curated record. NCBI's taxonomy places the organism in Eukaryota, Metazoa, Arthropoda, Insecta, Coleoptera, Chrysomelidae. Gene Ontology annotation, cellular component: AMPA glutamate receptor complex; postsynaptic density membrane. Gene Ontology annotation, molecular function: channel regulator activity; voltage-gated calcium channel activity.
AUGGUAAGAGGUCUGUCCCUAGGCACCGGUUUGGUCAUCUUUGUAUCGUCUCUUUCUGAGACGCUGCUAGAAAUAUCACAAUACCACAAAGAACCGCCCUCUGGACCCGUCUACGGAUACCGCUACGGAUGGUGCUUUUUCACCGCGGGGGUCGCCUUCAUAAUGACCAACAUGGCGGCCGUUUUCUCCAUAUCUGGCUAUCUUAAUAGGUUCUCCACUGUUGACGAAAUGGUACGUCAAAUGGUACCAGGAGCAGAAAGAAAACUUCUAGAACAUCAUCAGAUGUCAAGUGAUUAUUUACAACCGAUCAUGCCAACAUCCCUCCAAUACGAUCCUUAUGAGACAGAGGGACCCAACUAUGAAACAGAAACUGGAUCGAUGAUGACGAAGACGCCCCCUGACGUCUGCUCUACGAACAAAUGUCCAGAUUAUAUUUUAGAACAUAGGGAACAGACUUGUAUAAUCCCAAACGUAGCUGAGCCCACCCUCUCAGUAGCUCAAACCCUUGCUGGGCAGACUGUACCCAUCACCAUCAAAAGCCAUAAUUCCACAGCUCCGCUUUCCUUUUCAAACCUGCCAAUGAAAUAUGGCACUCUGCAUUUCGACCAUUCAGCUAGUAAUACCCUUCAUCAAGGUUUCUUGGGGGUAUCCGAUUUGGGGAGUUCAAGCAGUACGAGCUCGAGUGGAUAUUGCGGUCGGAGCAAAACCUUGCAGCAUGCGAAAAAUAGAAAGAAGUGUGCUACGAAAAUAGAGACUUUUCAUGUGCCAGAAACAAAUUUUUCAGACUUUGGUAAACGAACUACCACUGAUUUUAGUUUUUCCGGGAGUGCCGUGUGACAGGACACGAUGACUGAUCUUGUGUAAACUAUAUCAAAAAUAAGUUUUAUAACUAUAUUUAUUUGUUUGAUAUCAAUAUCUCAAAAUGCAUUAUACACCUUAAUUUAUAACAUUCAAAUAUUUUCCUCGUCAUCGAGAAACAAUUUGAUAUAAUCAAUUUACAUUUAAACUACUUUAAAAUUUUAGUCCAUUAAAAUGUUACAUUUUUUAGGCCGUACCUUACAUUUCUUAGAGGAGUCAAUUUUAUUUCUUUAAUGUAUAGGGGGGAUCAGUAGAAGCUUAAGUUCAAGUUUUUGGGGUCGCCAUCCUUGUCCCCCGGUCGCCAUCUUGGAAAUGGGGUGCAAAGGGGUUUCGCGCUAUAUCUCGUAAACUACCAACUCUACGGAAAAUCUAAUUAAAUAUAAAAUAUAGCAAAUUAAAUUCUCCACAAUUUUGUUUCUAUUACUUUUUAUCGUAAAGUGACCAACAAAAAAGAUAUAACCAAAAAUAUGUAAAUUUUUUUAACAAGUUUCCUUUUGGAUCUUAUAACUUUUUUUCAGUUCAUUUUAAAAUAAAAUAACAUUUUAGCAAUUUUGUAGAGUAUUUUUCAGUGAACAAUUUCUACUAUAAAGUUAUUUAAUUCUAUUUAUUUAUAUAGGUUUUACAGCGCUCCAAACUUGACCAGAUUCUCGAAUGCUCAUAGGGAUACAAUAAAAACAAAAGUUAGGCUUACUUUUCUAUCUAUAUAUAUUUUUUAUUCAUACAAUUUAUUAUGAUUUUAACAUUCCUAUGCUAUUAUUAAUCUGUUUUUGACCUAUCUUCCCACUAUAAAAGUUAUAACUCUAAGCAUAUAUAGAAAAGGCCCAAGAAGUUUUUUGAGGACAAAUUCGCCGCUUCAGAAGAAGAAUGACGCAACCGCAAAAUGCAAAAUUCUUAAUCAGAGCAAAAAAAAGAUUUUUGAUAUCAAAAUCAUAAAGUAUGAUAAAAAUUAGCCAUUCACCACACCGUGGUCAGGAUCUCGAGAUAUAAGCGUUUUUUGGGGUGUGCCGCUUGUAUAUGA